AAUCAAGAUAAUGAACGGAGUGAAACCGACUAAGCAAGCGCGACCACGCUUCGCUUCUAUAAUUAUCUUCUAGUAAGCCUGACGCAGAACAACACACGACAAGAAAAAAUGAUGUCCUCGUCUGUAGUGGUUGCGAGAUCGAUUCUAAAACCUCGCUCUCAUGCUCUGCGGCACGCCUCAUCCUUGGACAACGCAGUGCGAGAUGCUGAAGAAGGGGUCAUACACCGUGGUGAUGGAUUCGUCACCAUCAAAGCAAAAGAUAACAUGUAUUGCAAUUUUUAUUUUUCCUUUUUCUCGAAAUAAAUAAAGUCAUACAUAAGUAGUAGAGGCUUUGUUUUCAGGAAGUGGCGUAGAUCAGUGAUUGAUCAUAAUAUGAAAAUUUUGAUUUUCUUUCCUGCUGUGGCCUAGUAAGUAUAAGCUUCUCUAAAAAUUAAGCUUUUUGUUUUUCGUUACUCAUGUUUGUAUGGUGCGCUUGCGCUACUACAACCACAGUUACCGACGAAGGCGGGCCGAGCACGCCAGGGUGUUCCAGUGGGGAGUCGGAAAUAAAUUUCGGGCCGACUCCAAAAAUCGAUUUAUGCCCGUUCACAAGCCGCACUCCAAGGAGAUUGUUGUAAGGGACGACUAUUACGAGUCUCCUCAUCCCCGCAACAUGUUCUUCGAGGAUUUAAACGAAGCAUGGGAGGUGAUGUUAUGAUAGAAAGAGUUGUUAAUGUUAUCCAGCUAAGGCUUGAACGAAUCAUGGGAGGUGUUGAUGUUAUGAUUAUACGAAAAGUUUUUGUUUUUAUCCAGCUAAGGCUUGAACGAAGCAUGGGAGGUGUUAUGAUUAUACGAAAAGUUCCUGUUUUUAUCCAGCUAAGGCUUGAACGAAGCAUGGGAGGUGGUGUUACUUUUCUAAGGGGAGAAUUGAAUUUAGACGAAGCAAGAAAGAACGAUGAGCAAUAUUAAAUGCCUUGUCCUUUCUUCAUAAAACUGGUACGAGAAUUACAAGUGGCAUUCGAAGCCGUUUCCGGUGAAAAAGUAUGGAUUAGAACGCUGCAAACGAGAAGCAGAGACAUUCCUCGAAUCGAAGCUUCACCUACUUGAGGCUCCUUCACCUUCGGGCGACGCGGAAAAUAAGACAGAGGAUCAAGCAGAAAAUAGAGGCCGCAUAUUAACAAUGGACGAAGAUGAUCAUAGCACUUCUUCCAAUAUUAGACUGCAUGAUCAUAGCGAAGCCUCCAGAAGACCCGCGUUUGCAGAAGAUCCGCGUUUGCGUGUUCCUUCUCGCACCGUGUUCGGGACACAUAAUUUCGCUGCAGGUUGCCAUCCAGACUACAGACGUCCGGUGCCCCGACUGAGUGACGACGAUAGCUGCUUAGAUCCAGGUACUAAUAUUGGCAAUGGAGGUACUAAUAUGGCAGCGCGAGGGGGUACGAGUAACACAGGUAGUGGCUGCACUGGUUCUUCCGCACUUAGAACUUCUACCGCAAGUAGGAGUCUUGGGGAGAAUUCCGCAGGAAGUAGUAGUUCCUCCGCAAGCAGUAGUUCCGCGGGAAACAGUGGCCCCGCAGCAGGAAAGAAGAGUAGUAUAUGUGCAUACUCAGAGGCUCUGCAGAAAUACACGGGUACUUUUGCAGCAACCAAAAAAACAAGAGGAAGGCGCGCACCCAAAUCAUUAAGAAACCACUUUUAAUCUACAAGGGCAUAUUUGAAACAAUUUUUUUUGAAAAUUAGAUCAUGCAAUUGUCGAAACUCCGCUGCGAACAAGUAAAUAUUACUAGAGUUGUAUGAAAGACAAUCACAAUGUUGAUCACUUUCGUGUUUGAAGAAGUACAACCUUCUAUGAUAUGACUCAUUUUCAACUACGCCCUGUUGCGUCCGUCAAAUUCCUUGUAGACAAGAGUUUAUUUGCUUCUCGUUCUCUAAUAAACAAGUUCUUGAAAGUUGUUAAGGUUUUUUUUGAAAAUUAGAUCAUGCAAUUGUUGAAACUCCGCUGCCAACUCUUUUUACCUCCACCAUCCGCUAAAUUGUAGUAGAAGUUCUCUGGAAGCCGAGAAGCGAGCGAGUUUUCUGAAUGCGGAAUUACAUAGUGACAACGUUGCCCCGAUCGAGUUCGACGAGCGCAUGCAAGGGUGGAGCGUUUUUUUCUACGACGAGAAUGGUCGGCCUACGACAAAAUGCUACUCGGCCAGAAAAUGGGGCAAUCUGGUUGCGAGGGACAAGGCCUUCGCUGUCUACCAAAAUAUGGGCCUGGGGUUAUAGCAACAGGGCACUAGAAGUACUACUAGGUGUUUCAUCACGUACACCAGCGUCCUCUGCUACUAACCACUACUAGUGAACCUUCUCUACUUGCGGUACUAGCUGUAGUAGUGACACCGGCGCCGUCUACUACUAGAAUAUGAGUCUGUCAUAAGCUGUGACACUGGUCACUAAAACGAUCUGUUUGAACGGCGACUUCAUGAAGUAAUAAUCUGAAUAUCAUCUUCCUCCGUGUUCUGAUUCAUGUCGUAAUUGCUAUGCUGCCUCAAAUAAAAUGUGCUCUCAUGAAAUGUCAGUUGUUUCUCUUGUCCUGAAAU
Amoebophrya sp. A25 is the source of this 2558-nucleotide messenger RNA. The record is from the annotation of a GenBank genome assembly. Lineage: Eukaryota; Dinophyceae; Syndiniales; Amoebophryaceae.